This is a messenger RNA of Aspergillus tanneri, 315 nucleotides long. RefSeq lists its product as uncharacterized. The transcript has 2 exons. The record is from RefSeq and is a predicted model, not a curated record. Lineage: Eukaryota; Fungi; Ascomycota; Eurotiomycetes; Eurotiales; Aspergillaceae. Bases 1 to 315 code for a protein of 104 amino acids.
AUGUCUCCUAUUCCCCGGAACCUCGUCAAAUUCACACAGAGAAUCAAAAAUCCUGUUUUGCGCAACCUCACUCUUAAUCUAAUUGAAGAGGCCUCUCAGAAGCCUGACAUGGCCCAUUUUACGAUAGCCAUACUUAAAAACCCAUCGCACACGAGUCACACCGACCCCAGACCGCACACAACUGCCUUAUUUGCAACUGAGGAACAGUUCAAGUCCAAUAAGGCCCAGACAGCUCAUAUAUACCAUGAUGAACAAGGACAAUAUGUUGGUCAUACUCUUUACCAGGAAAGAGAGAACAAGUCGUCGGAUGAGUGA